CAGAUAAUUCGGACAAAAUGUUGCCCCCAAAAAAAAUCUGUGAAACCCGGGCGGGACUACCACUCGUACUAGUAGUUACCUGCCAAAAAGCGCGCUCGAAAUUCCCUCAAGAUAACCCACCAAUGAACAGCACAGACUCCGGCGGUCCAUCGGCCAUCUUUCAUGAGCCGAGGGGCUUUGGAGAGGCGUUUUCCCCCGCCGUCGUCCGUGUUCCUUCUUAUCGCGGGCUCCGUCUGGCAAUUCAGUCUUGAGGUUUUCCCAUUUGGCUGGUACAGGAGAGACCGGCAUCUUGUGCCGCAUCUAGACGAAUGCGAUGGAACAUUUAGAUUGUGGUACCUCGUACGGGCGGAUGGUCCGAGUCUCCCCAGCUGUGUGUACCCACAUCACAUCAGAUUAGAUCCAUCACCACAACAAAAAAAAAAAAUUACGACUACGCAUCUCCUAGAUGAGGCCAAGUACCUCAUUCCGCUGAUGACAGGGCUCG
Messenger RNA from Colletotrichum navitas, 484 nucleotides. RefSeq lists its product as uncharacterized. The transcript has a single exon. NCBI's taxonomy places the organism in Eukaryota, Fungi, Ascomycota, Sordariomycetes, Glomerellales, Glomerellaceae. The coding region runs from base 18 to 251 and encodes 77 amino acids. The record is from RefSeq and is a predicted model, not a curated record.